AUGCGAGCGGACGGGGCGACCGAGUGUCACCGGCCCGGGCGUUCGUUCUCACCGUUUCCUUUUCUUGUAGCAGAGGCGCAGGCAAAGGCUCUUGCCGAGGCUCGGGAAGGGUUCGUCAAGGAGUCCUUCUACCGUGAAGCCGAGUUCCGGGCGCAGCAGGCCGAAGAGGCCCGGAAAAGGGCGAAAGCGGAGGUGGCGGAAUUGACGAAGGUCCUGGAGCAGAAGGGCCGGGAGCUGGAGGACGUCAUCACCGAAUACAAGGUGAAGCUGGAGGCCGCGACUGAUGCGCGGGACUCUGCACGUGGGGCUGCCGCGUCUCUGCGGGAGGAGGUGGCGGCCUUGAAGCAGCAGCACGCCAAAGAACUUGCUGCGGAGAAGGAGGCGUCCGAGGGCAUCGUCCUGGCGGUGCAGGCCGAGAAGACCAACUUCGAGGCUUUCGUCAGGGAGAUGUCGCGGCAGAUUCUUGGUACGUGCGACUUCGUGGAGACGGCGACUCCACGGGAAUGCCUGUCGACCGCGACCGCGCGUAUCAUCGCCUGCGCGGGGAGAUACUUGCCGCGCUCCAGUGCACUCGAGCCCGCGGGAGGUGAUUCCGCGGGACACGCCAUCCGUCUUCAAGGCCGUGUCCAACAUUCCGGCUGUUGUUGA
Messenger RNA from Lolium perenne, 648 nucleotides. The record is from RefSeq and is a predicted model, not a curated record. Lineage: Eukaryota; Viridiplantae; Streptophyta; Magnoliopsida; Poales; Poaceae.